CAAAAUAAAUAUGGCGGACGAAGAACAAAAUAAAGAGUUUACGUCGACUAAAGUCGAACAGAAUCUAAGGGUGAUUUCCGACCAGACUACUAAGCUGUCAAAGCCCAACUUGCUACAAUGGCUGGAGAUUACAGUGUCGGAGCCAGAGAAACGAACCAAUGCCUCCAUGAAGAUGCAAGACACAUUCAUCGUCUACCUCAUAGAAACAAGGGUAAUAGAUGAGAAUAUGAAAGGUUAUGGAGAGGGUGCAACAUCCCUGUGGAGACGAUACAGCGAGUUUGAACUGCUCCGUAACUACCUCGACAUCACAUACCCAUCGGUUGUUGUGCCACCGCUGCCUGAGAAAAAAGCCUCGUACACCUGGCAGAAUGCUUCAACGGACAAGUUUGACCCCGACUUUAUAGAGAGAAGGCGGCAGGCUCUAGAGGUGUUUCUCCUGAGAGUUGGAGCACACCCCACCCUCUGUCUAGACAAGACCUUCCUGGGGUUCAUGCAGAAGGAAAAUGGUUGGAAGGAAUCAGUGUACGCCACAGACUUUCAAAGCAAGGCAGAUUCUCGACUGAAGGCACUGAGUGCCUCAUUUCGUCUCAAGAAACCUGACAGGCGGUUUGAGGAGUUAAAGAACUACAGCAAUGAACUACAGAACAACAUAUCAAACAUACUUCGAAUCAGAGCUAGAAUAUGUGAUAAGCUGUAUGGCAUCCACAAAGUGCAUGGCAACUAUGCCCGGGUGUUCAGUGAGUGGAGUGGGAUUGAGAAGGACAUCGCGGAGGCCUUGCAGAGCAGCGGACAUUACAUGGAUGUCUAUGCAUCUUCAGUGGAUGCCACACUGGAGGAAGAAGAGCAGUAUGCAGAUCAACUCAAGGAAUACUUGGCAUUUGGAGAGGCUCUCCGGUCUGUGUGUCGGAAGUAUGAAUGUGUUCAGUACGACUUGGAGAGAGCAGAGGACAACUUGUCAUACAAGGCCAGUCAGAAGGAUUUGUUGGUGCAAGGUAAGGCAGCAGGCAGUUUCUCAUUGAGUGGGAUGAAGACGAAGCUGUUUGGCAGCGAUACUCCAGAACAGAGAGAUGUGAAGAUCAAACAGCUGGAGGAGCAGAUAGUCCAGGCUGAGGUGGAGCUGAGACAAACACAGGAGGAAACGCAGAAGUUUGUUGAGGCAGCACUGAGAGAUAUUGACAGAUUUAAGAGACAGAAGGUGAAGGAUCUAAAGGAAAUCUUCACUAAUUACGCUAUAAUGCAGAUAAAACAAUGUAAAAAGGGUAUUGCAAUAUGGACAAGUGCCAAGGAUUGUUUCGGCAAGAUGUGAUGUUGUUAUAACCAAUCAAACACUGUCUGCAUUCCUGCUGUGUUGUGUUCCUGACAUUGUGCAUCACACCUUCCUCCAGGACAAGACACCCGUCUGUCUCACGGACUCAUCCCACCACUCUGCAAACUUCAUCAGGUCCUCACAACAAUCUUGAAAAUAGCCACGUCAUUGCUAUUUUACCAAAUAUUGAAUAUGUCAUGUCUGUUUACUUUUGAAUCAUGCAGUAGAAAAAAAUCAUGUUUGACAAUUCAUAUUCAGCGAUCAGAAUUGAUAUUCUUUUACAUCAUUCUUUUAGAGACAUUAUGACCAAGAUUCACUGAUUUAGGAAUUAAUUUGAUUCAGUGAUUUUACCUGAGGUGCUAAUAAUUGGACAUGUUGAAUUGAACAUGCAUUUACCUGUGUUACGCAGCAAUGUGAGAAUUUUAUAUUCCUGGUCUAAGUUUACACAAUGAAUGUUACUGUCCUUGAAACUGCUCAACAGUUAAUCAUUGAAGAUGCUUUUAAGUCUUUAAGUCUUUGUUGAUUUUGAGACAUAUGAAUACAGAUCUAUAAUAAUGAAUUUUCAAGAAUUAAGUUUCAUCAGUGAAAAAUUCAAAUCUGUUUCUAAAUAAUAUAUUAAUGUGAGAAAAAAAGGGUAUAAAUAUUGAAUGAAUAUAUUCUUGUGUUUAAAAAUCAGUAAUUUUGCCAUCUUCUCAUAAAUCCAAAAUUUGAAUGAUCAAUCACACCAUUCACCAGACACCAAUGUUCAAACUGAUUGAACCAUAAACUAGUCAAGUUGACCAGAGACUCUCCAGCGAUGGUGUACCAGAGGUCACCAGCCAGAAUGUUAUGGGCUGUGUACACCUAUUGUUCUCUGUAGGAGAAAAGAUUCAAUUCAGUUCACAUGUAUGUUCAUUGAAAAUGGAAAGUAAGUUGGAAUACAUGUAAUGAAUUAUUACAAGUCUUCUGAAAAUGUUAUGUAUCACAGGGUUUAGAGGCAUCAAACCUAUCAAAACCUAAUGUUGUAAUGGUAGGAAGAGGUGUAUGUGUAAUAACAUUAUCAUUUGUUCACACACUCAUACUUCUGACAAAAUUCUCUGUUCCUCACAAUGUCUAGAUGUUAGCCUUAUUUAUUCAACAUAACAAUGUUGAAUAUGACUGUGAUAGAACUAUUGCUGUAAUUGUAAAUAUAAUUCUGAACAACAUAUUGAAAGAUUUCAUUGCUCGGUAUUGAUUUAUCCGUCAUUUUAUAGCAUAGAGAGACACUUUCUUUUCUUCAUUCGUAUAUCCUCCAUGUAAAUAUAUGCAAUGAUUGUGAUUAGUUAUAAAGUAUUUGGGUAGGUAACAGUCACAUUAAAGUUAGAUGAUUUACUCCAGUACAAUAUCUCACUGUAUGAAGGUCUCAUCAAUUCAUGUGGACUUUCUGAUCUUCUAAUAGUGCCAAUGUUUCGUCACAUUAUGCACAAAGCAUACUUAUCAGCAUAUCCGAUUUCUGUAUCUUGAAAGUGAACGUAAAGGAUAAGUUCAAAAUGGAAAUAACAAAGGCUGUACAUUAUAUUGUUAAGGAUGUUUUAUACAUUCUAAUUGCUAGUUCAAAAACAUGAACCUAAAUUGUUUGAUAAAACUGACAGGUGAUUGAUACAAGAAUCUUGAAAUCUUCAAUUAUGAUUUGGCAGUGUGAGUUUGAACAGGAUUCACACAACCAUGGAGGGUUGCCACAACUUCAUUUGUAUUGUAUCUGUCAAAAUGAUCUGAUUUCAAUGAUAUUGAAACAAAUGACAGUUUCCUGUGGCAAUUUAGGACAUCCCUCUGAAAUACAGGCCAAAUGGUAGGUGCAUUUGCCACAUAUUUAAAGUAUCAAACUGAAUUGUUUUCUCUGCUGCAGUAUUAUCCGAUACAGACAUACCACGGUAAUCCCCAAGGAACCAUAUCUAGUCAAGACAAAUUUGUGGUUGACAGUGUGAUCAAAUAUCAAACCACUGAAUUCUGUAACAUUAUCUGGUGAGUCACACUUUAUCACAACCUUAUUACCAUUCUAGAAAGUGCUCACAAAAGCAUCACAAAAUGUCAAUCUCUUUAAAAUCAGACCUUUUUACUUUGGGCAUUAAAAAUCUGUGGGCAUUUCCAUAAAAGGUCGUGUCAAGAGACCUUCUUAUUAGCCAAUCAGCAAUAAGACGUCUGAAUUCAUGUUACAAAUAAGCGAAAGAUUCAGACAAGUGUAUCAAUUUUUUGUAUCUCUAAAAUGAACAUAAAUCGAGGAAUCUCGUGCAAAAAUAAUGUGUGCUGGAUAUAAUGGAUACCAUACACAUGUCGUUUGAAAGCACUGCAACAUCUGUACACACAAUAAGGUUACUAUUUGAUGGUAUAUUUGUGUUUGGCAGUGGUGUUCUUUGGGAAAGAAAUCAAAACUAGAAUAAGGCAGUGACAAAAUAACAUAUUAGAAAGCUGACACCUGAUUGGCUCAAGAACCCACGCAACCCUCUAUGGUUGUAUCACUCACGGUAAAGAUGUAAAUUUUGAUGGGAUUGGGUGAAAUCAGAACCUGUUCUGUGAAUACAGUUGGUAAUUUAAACAUCAUACUUUUAUUCUGUACAGAUAACAACUGCAUAAGAGCUUGUCACCAUGGUAGUACAUAGUCCUGUUCACCACGGAAAUAAUGAGCACAAGAAAUAUAUAAUGUGAUACAUUAUAUAUAUAGAAUGUCGCUCAAAUCAAAAUGUCAUUCUAGUACCUGAAGCUGUUGAUUUUGCUAUUAGCAUAAAUAUAUGCUGCCAAGUGUAGAUGCAGUGUAGCACUUAGAUGAAUUUGUAGGAGAGAAGUUUGUUAAUUCAUUUCACCUCUGUAUGUUUCUUUGAAGUGUUCAUUAUUAUUUUUUCUUUAAUUUAUUUAUCAUAGAGGAAUAGAUGUUUAAAAAAUGUAAUGAAAUACUCAAAACUCUAAGAAUGGCCCCUUCCGUUGUUCCAAGAUAACUGUGCAAUAUGAAGUGUCACAAGCGUACGUACAUGUUAGGUAAUUAACAAAUAAUCUAAAGCUGACUGUUGCAUGAUGGUUGUCUACUGUCCAGUGUCCGUCCACGUGUCCUGCUAGUUUGUAAAUCCUAAAAAAUAUUUCACAAAAUGGUUAAUAUCCUGCUUCAGUAACUCUGAACACAUCAGGAUAGGUGACUGGCCACCAGUUUACCCAAGCUAUGACUUGAUGCCAGUUAGUUAUCUCACACAACUGUUCAGCAUGCAGCCCCUUGAGACUUGAACCCAGAUUGUGAUGAGUUUACCCACAGGCUCCCUGGCUCAAUACACCAUGAUUCAAACUGCCCAAAUAUAACAGAAAUAGCUGCCCACUAUCCAAGCUCUUUUCCAUUCUCAGUAUUCCUUAUCAGACUCUCUUCAUCCAAUGUACAUGAUUCCACAUUUUCCCUUUCCAUGCAUUGAUCAUGUUGCUAGCAGCUGAUGAAUAUUUUGUUGUCAUUGUCACAAACCAAAGUAUGAUGAUUCGUGUUUUCAAAAAGUGACUACGUUUGUGUAAGUGGAAGCUUGGCACACUCAUGAAUUAACCAUGACAUUCACGUUCAGCUGUAUAUAUUCAUGUGAGAUGUUGAUUGUUCACCUGUUUGCAUGAUACAAGCACCCCAGCUUCUGACCAUGCAGCAGAGACUGGUUUUAUCACUGAAACACCCCUCAACCUUGUCCAUUUGCUUCAUGUUAAUGCCAAGUUAGAUACAAUAGACAGAUCCCAGUCAGACAAGCAUCGCUUAAUAACAUGACUCCUCUGUGUAAAUAACUGUUACACCUGGAUGCUUUACAUGCAUGUUUGUACCACUGGUGUCAGCUUUAUCAAUACACAAUGGUGUUGUCCCACUGGUCUUGUCAUAUUGGUGAUUCAGGCACAGCCCCUUGAUUUCAGCUUCAGUAACAGAUGUAUACUACCCAAACAAGUUAAGGAGCACACACAACUUGAAGGUUGUAUUACCCACUGGCAUUGACAGGUUACCAGCAAUAUAAGCACAUGUGUGUUCUUUACCUUCUUGAAGCAGUAUACAUUGGAGACUUUGGCUUCUGCGCCAAUCUGUUUUACUAUGACAAACUAAGUCAUACAUAUUUGCUGCUAAUAUUUGAAUAAGGCACUGUAUUGGUAAAAUGAUAGCAUGGAUAAUGUGUAAAUCUUGAAGUAUGUUUGGGAAACAUGAAAAAGUAUUUCUUUAGACCUUGUCAGAAGACUCAGUUGAUAGGAAAAGAAGCACUGAUAUUUUAUGACACUUGUUUUGAUUUUAUUACUCUCACAUGGAGUAUUUUUAUAUGUAUAGGAUUAGGUUUAUUUAUUUGUUAUGUGUGAUGUACACUUGUUUGUAAAGAGUAAUUACAACUAUAAUUAGAGUGUAUGAUUUGCUAUGUUUGUCACUGUAAUAAAUCUGUUGUUGUGUUUCA
Messenger RNA from Haliotis rubra (blacklip abalone), 5706 nucleotides. RefSeq names its product sorting nexin-4-like. NCBI's taxonomy places the organism in Eukaryota, Metazoa, Mollusca, Gastropoda, Lepetellida, Haliotidae. Bases 11 to 1306 code for a protein of 431 amino acids. The record is from RefSeq and is a predicted model, not a curated record. The transcript has 14 exons. Gene Ontology annotation, molecular function: phosphatidylinositol binding. Gene Ontology annotation, biological process: protein transport.